GUCACGUGUUACAUUGUUUCAAAGUCCAAGCCCAUCAGACUGUUUUUUGCGCAUACCGGUCAUCUCGUCAACUCUUGCAAGUAAAAUGGCGCUUUCAAGGGCUGUUAAUGGUGUAUUUAUUGUAGCUGCAAAGAGAACAGCUUUUGGAACAUAUGGAGGAAAACUAGCUGGACUAACUUCUACAGAUCUCGCUAGUUUAGCUACACAAGGAGCUCUGGCUUCAGGCAAUGUUAAUCCUGAAAUAGUCAACUCUGUGACGUUUGGAAAUGUUAUCCAAUCUUCAAACGAUGCAGCUUAUUUAGCACGUCAUGUUGGUCUUAAGUGUGGUGUUCCAACAGAAAGUCCAGCUCUAACUGUGAAUAGAUUGUGUGGGUCAGGAUUCCAAGCCAUUGUUAAUGGGGCUCAGGAGAUAGAACUUGGAGAAUGUGAUGUAGUUUUAGUUGGGGGGACUGAAAAUAUGAGUCAAGCCCCCUUUGCUGUACGUAAUAUCAGAUUCGGUACCAGACUAGGGCAGGAUUUAAAGCUGGAAGACACACUAUGGGCAGGGCUUACAGACAGUUAUAUUUCACUACCAAUGGGUAUAACAGCCGAAAACCUAGCCAAAAAAUAUAACAUAACUCGUCAAGAAUGUGAUGAAUUUGCCUUCAAAACUCAGACACGAUGGAAUGAAGCAAAUCAGAACGGCUAUUUUAAGGCAGAAAUAACACCAGUGAAAGUAAAAGGCAAAAAAGGGGAAGAAGUAUUUGAAGUAGAUGAACAUCCUCGUGUUACAUCUGUUGAUAAAUUAGCCAAAUUGCCAACUGUUUUCAAAAAAGAUGGAACAGUUACAGCUGGGAAUGCCUCUGGUGUCUGUGAUGGAGCUGGUGCAUUAAUAUUGGCGAGUGAAGCAGCCGUCAAGAAACAUAACUUAACACCAUUAGCACGUCUUGUUUCUUAUGGGAUAUCAGGAUGUGAUCCAUCUAUCAUGGGAAUUGGUCCAGUGCCGUCUUCAAAGGCAGCUUUAAAAGCAGCAGGACAGGAUUUGGGUAAAAUGGAUCUGGUAGAGGUGAAUGAAGCUUUUGCCCCCCAAUUUUUGGCUGUGGCUAAAGAACUUGGACUAAAUAUGGAUAUUACAAAUGCUUGUGGAGGUGCUAUUGCUUUGGGCCACCCUCUAGGUGCUUCGGGAGCUAGAAUAACAGGCCACCUCACUCAUCAACUGAGGAGAAUUAAUGGCAAAUAUGGUCUUGGAACAGCAUGUAUUGGAGGUGGUCAGGGAAUUGCUGUUGUUCUAGAAAAGCUUUAAUAAUAUGACUUGACAGUCCAUUUACAUUCAUCUUUUGUACAUCAGUUGUUAUUAAAAAGUUUAAAGAAAAUAAAUAUUUAUACCAUUAUAAA
This is a messenger RNA of Patella vulgata (common limpet), 1374 nucleotides long. RefSeq names its product 3-ketoacyl-CoA thiolase, mitochondrial. The coding region runs from base 86 to 1282 and encodes 398 amino acids. NCBI's taxonomy places the organism in Eukaryota, Metazoa, Mollusca, Gastropoda, Patellidae. The record is from RefSeq and is a predicted model, not a curated record. The transcript has a single exon. Gene Ontology annotation, molecular function: acetyl-CoA C-acetyltransferase activity. Gene Ontology annotation, biological process: fatty acid beta-oxidation.